AUGAAUCGCUUGCCAACGCUUGAUCCUCAUGUCCUCACCAUCGCAGACCUCAAGGAGGCAGCAUGCCGUGAUAUGCCGGCAAUGUAUAGAGACUACUACAACGAAGGAGCCAUGGAUUUAAUCACGUAUGGUUCUCUCAAGACAUAA
This is a messenger RNA of Aureobasidium uvarum, 147 nucleotides long. The record is from the annotation of a GenBank genome assembly. Lineage: Eukaryota; Fungi; Ascomycota; Dothideomycetes; Dothideales; Saccotheciaceae.